Amphimedon queenslandica is the source of this 1316-nucleotide messenger RNA. RefSeq lists its product as uncharacterized. The transcript is spliced from 7 exons. Lineage: Eukaryota; Metazoa; Porifera; Demospongiae; Haplosclerida; Niphatidae. The record is from RefSeq and is a predicted model, not a curated record. Bases 227 to 1081 code for a protein of 284 amino acids.
UUCGCAAACUUUUCCUUCCCGUUUCCCUCGGGUCCUUAGCAAGCCGUCUCUGCUUGCUGCUUUAUCUCAGUCAGCCAGGAUCACUGUCUACAAGCUGCGGCAGAAGCGCAUAACCGCUAGUGGUCUUCUGUUUUGAAGCAACAAGCCCGAAGGCCUCGUUAUACCGUUAAGUUAAGUGCUUUUGGAGAGGUCGGUGGUAAAGAGGGCGUUGCCCCACAAGUGCAAGAUGAAGAGUCACUGGAUUAUAUUGCUCCUUUCAUUAGCUAUUGCAACAGUACAGUCUAACGACCAGCCCAAUCCUUGCGAUUAUAAAACAUGUUUCGGUAACGAAGUCUGUCAUGUCGUUGAGAACAGACUUUUGGAGUUUCCAGUAGCAGUGUGUGUACUUCCAGACGACAAGGCAGAGAAUGUUAACGGAGGCACAGAUUGUAAAAUAGUAACUAGUGGUACUAAUAUACUGAACUGCAAAACAGAGGAAGAAUGGGUCGCAGGUGGAGAAGGAGCAUGUGCUGAUGUUUCUAUGAGUCUCCGAUCAACAGAGGUAAAACAUGUCUGUCAUGAUUCAUCGCUUAGGCGGUAUCUGCAAGCUGAUUACGUCUGCUGUCCUAGGACCCAAGAAGGUGGAGAGAGGGGAGAGGGUGAUGACAAGAAGCAUCCAACACCAACUCCUCCAGUUUUGACAAGUACUCCACCUGGGGCACCCACACCACCAUCUCAAGGACAGAAAGAGUCUGACAAAGCCCAUACAGGUCAACCCACCAGUAGCAGCAGUGGCAGCAGUACUUCUGCAUCUUCCACUCCUACUGAAACCAGCGUAUCUCUAAGUGGGGAAGAUGCUGCAGGUGCUUCAUCGUACAUUGUGCCUAUCGUAAUUGUGUUAGCCUUUGCAUUCCUUGUUCUAAUAGUAUCAUAUUUAAUCUACAAGAAAAAGAAGAAAAAUGGCAAGGGAUCUGCUGCAAAGAAGCCUAUAGAUGCCACUGUAUUAGUUAACCCUAUCUAUGAUGGGGCAGCAGAUUAUCCUGACCUUUCAAACUACACUGAAGAUGUUCUUCCUUCUCCUAUACACGAAGAUUCUGACUAGCGAUAAAAUAGGACUAGAAAUUGGUUGGCAUAUAAAUCUCUACAUUAUGUAGCUUUAUAAAUAUUAUCAACUUAGGGAAAGAUUUUUUAUAUUUUUAUUACACUUUAUCACUUAUAUAGGGACAACAAUGUUAGUCUUUUUUAAUCCAGUUAUCACAUUUAUUAUUAUUAUUAUUAUUGAUUUUUGAUUUUGAAGAAUGCGAGCCCCUCCCUUUUGCGUGGGUGUUAAAAUUGUA